This is a messenger RNA of Fonsecaea multimorphosa CBS 102226, 1728 nucleotides long. RefSeq lists its product as uncharacterized. The record is from RefSeq and is a predicted model, not a curated record. The coding region runs from base 1 to 1728 and encodes 575 amino acids. The transcript has a single exon. Lineage: Eukaryota; Fungi; Ascomycota; Eurotiomycetes; Chaetothyriales; Herpotrichiellaceae.
AUGAGCAAUGGUCGCGACAGUUCAGUGACCUUCGUCUUCGAGGUACAAGGGAGGGCGUCGUCUGGCCUCAACAAGUCCACCAUCAACGCACACAUUGCGCGACAGGCACAUCAAAGGCGGCGGGAAAAGCAAUCCGCUCUGCUGGCAGAGGGGCGCAACCGCAGCGGCGACAGCAAUAAUAACAACACCAACAACAACAACACCGAGAAGAGACAGGCACAACAAGCGUCCCCUUAUACCGAAGACUAUGACAGUGGCUAUGAGAGCGGCAGCAUCCCCUCUCCGGUGGUGCUGGCGGGCAACUCUGAUCCCUUCUCGAGCAAGGUCAUCGUCGUCACGCCCGAAGUCAACCGUCUCCUGAUCUUUACGCGGGACUUCAUUCUGCCCGCCUUCCACGCCAACGAGGCCGCGGUCGUCGGCGGCCGAUUACACAUGGAUCGCUUUUGGCGUGACAGUGUACGCGGACUCGACGACGGCGGCGUGGCGGGCUACGCCUACCUCGCGCGGUCGGCGGCGAUUUUGUCUAAGCUCACGCCCCGCGAUCGCUCCCGUAUCAUGGCCCUGCAGUACCUCGGCAAAGCGACCAGCAAUCUGCGGAAAUCCAUCGUGCGCCGUGGUGCUGGAGAAGGAGGCUCGCAGGAAGUCGGCGAUGCCGCGUGGGACGUUUACGCGCUGUUUUGUGCUGAGAUCGCGGCGGGCAAUCUCCCGGCCGCGGCCGUGCAUGGGUCGAUGCUGAGGCGCCUUCUCCAGCCCGUUGGGAGGACCGUGAUUGCCGAGCGACGUCUCUUGAUGGUAGUCUUGCAGCAGGACAUUACGCGAGCGUGCCUCUCCCUGACGAGGCCGUCGUUCGACCUGCAUCGCUGGGCCGAGGAGAACCUUCCCGCACGGAUCACCGACGACCUGAACAAGAACGGGAGCGAGGACCACCACCACCCGUCGGCAUUCCCGUUCUCGUCCGCAAAUCUGUCCCCCUCGUUGUCCCCAGCCCUGCGCUUCAUCUUCCUCGGUAUACGCGAGUGGCUCGACGCCCUGGGCAUCGUCAUGCUCAACCGCGACCUGUUCAACCUGGAACUGCUGAUCAACGGCGCCAUGAAGAUCAUGGUCCUCGAAGGCCACCUGCUCAACCACUACCUGGACACCAUGGACCAAUGGGCUCUAGUGCAGUCCUCCCCCGCGGCGCUGGCCGAGGCCUGCAUGGCCCUCGCGGCGCUGUAUUGGGUGCGCCGCGCCGCGCACGAGAGGAUGGACGCGGGCUCCAAGCUCGAGGAGGCAGGGUCGUGGGCCUUCGACAUGAGCCGCCUCGUCACGACAACACUGCGCGACCUUGACGCGAGGAUUCUGCAGUUGGAAGCAGCAGCAGCAGCAGCAUCCUCGUCCUCGUCCUCUUCCUACUCUGCAGAAACACAACUGCGUUCUAGAGAGGACAGGCUGUGGUGUCUGUACGUGGGGACCAUUGCCGAGUGCAAUGUCCGUGCACAGCAGGGCCAAAGCCAGAGCCAAAGCCAGAGCCAGACAUCCGCGUCGGCCGAGCAAGCCCAUGCCUCUGGUGAUUACCACGGCACGCAGCUCAUCCGGCUCGCGACCACUGACAUGCAUCUGUCCGGCGCGUGGUCCGAGGUCGAGCGCGUCCUCCACCAGUACUUGUACAUUGACAUGAUCAGCCUCAAGGCGAAACGAUGGUUCGCCGCCAAUCAAAUCACAUCAAGGCCGCCAGGCUUGCUUUCUUGA